Messenger RNA from Tupaia belangeri chinensis (Chinese tree shrew), 416 nucleotides. RefSeq names its product 40S ribosomal protein S26. The record is from RefSeq and is a predicted model, not a curated record. Gene Ontology annotation, biological process: translation. The transcript has a single exon. Gene Ontology annotation, molecular function: mRNA binding; structural constituent of ribosome. Lineage: Eukaryota; Metazoa; Chordata; Mammalia; Scandentia; Tupaiidae. Gene Ontology annotation, cellular component: ribosome; cytosolic small ribosomal subunit. The coding region runs from base 24 to 371 and encodes 115 amino acids.
UCUCUCGUGGCCUUGCUUCCGAGAUGACUAAGAAAAGAAGGAACAACGGCCGUGCCAAAAAGGGCCGUGGCCAUGUGCAGCCAAUUCGCUGCACGAACUGCGCCCGAUGCGUGCCCAAGGACAAGGCUAUUAAGAAGUUCGUCAUCCGAAACAUAGUAGAGGCCGCAGCCGUCAGGGACAUCUCCGAAGCAAGUGUCUUCGAUGCCUAUGUGCUCCCCAAGCUGUAUGUGAAGCUACAUUACUGUGUGAGUUGCGCCAUUCAUAGCAAGGUAGUCAGGAACCAAUCUCGGGAAGCUCGCAAAGACCGAACACCCCCACCCCGAUUUAGACCUGCGGGUGCUGCCCCUCGCCCUCCACCAAAGCCCAUGUAAGGAGCCGAGUCUUUAAGGACUGAAGAACUGUCUGUCCUCUGGGGG